This is a messenger RNA of Ramularia collo-cygni, 1062 nucleotides long. Its product is annotated as probable nucleotide-sugar transporter VRG4/SQV-7. Gene Ontology annotation, molecular function: GDP-mannose transmembrane transporter activity; antiporter activity. The transcript has 3 exons. Gene Ontology annotation, cellular component: Golgi apparatus. The record is from RefSeq and is a predicted model, not a curated record. Lineage: Eukaryota; Fungi; Ascomycota; Dothideomycetes; Mycosphaerellales; Mycosphaerellaceae. Bases 1 to 1062 code for a protein of 353 amino acids.
AUGGCGCCUCAAUCGUCGACUGUGAGCCUCAACAGCCCCAUGCUGUCCAUCUUCGCAUACUGUGGAAGCAGCAUCUUGAUGACCGUCGCGAAUAAAUACUGUGUGAGCGGGACGGGAUGGAAUUUGAGCUUCUUCUUGCUGGCCAUACAGUCCCUGGUCUGCAUAAUAGCAAUCUCGACUUGCAAAGCAAUGGGCCUCAUCACUUACCGCGACUUCAACACCGAUGAAGCCCGAAAGUGGUUCCCCGUCUCCCUCCUACUCAUUGGCAUGAUCUACACCUCGAUCAAGGCCCUGCAGUUCCUCAGCAUCCCCGUGUACACCAUCUUCAAGAACUUGACCAUUAUCCUCAUCGCAUAUGGGGAGGUGCUAUGGUUUGGAGGCUCCGUCGGUGGAAUGGCUCUCCUCGCUUUCGGAUUGAUGAUUGCCAGCAGUAUCAUCGCUGCCUGGGCUGAUGUCRCACACGCUUUGGCUGCGUACGGCGGGGAUGCCUUGACGGGUGAGGCUGCCGAGAAGAUUGCUACGUUGAACGCGGGAUACAUUUGGAUGGCAUUAAACUGCUUCUGCUCCGCUGGAUUUGUGCUCGGCAUGCGAAAACGGAUCAAGUUGACCAACUUCAAGGACUUUGACACCAUGUACUACAACAACCUCCUCUCCAUUCCAAUCCUCCUCAUCUGCUCCCUCCUCCUCGAAGACUGGUCCUCGGCCAACAUCGCCAUCAACUUCCCUCCUGGCCGUCAGGGACCCAUGGUCGCUGCCAUGGUUUUCACUGGUCUCAGCAGCAUCUUCAUCUCGUAUUGCAGUGCUUGGUGCGUGCGAGUAACAUCCUCCACGACCUACAGCAUGGUCGGCUCCCUCAACAAGCUUCCCAUAGCCAUCAGUGGACUGAUCUUCUUUGACGCACCCGUGACGGCGGCCAGUGUAAGCGCCAUCUUCUUGGGAUUCGUAAGCGGAAUCGUCUACACUCUGUCGAAGAUCUGGUCAAGCAAGGACAAGGACGCAAAGACCAGCCUCCCAACCACCUCGGCAAGUUCGCAGAGCAUGAGGGAUUCGCUCAAGUCAUAA